This is a messenger RNA of Colletotrichum siamense, 2388 nucleotides long. RefSeq names its product Cullin-4B (gene CUL4B). The record is from RefSeq and is a predicted model, not a curated record. NCBI's taxonomy places the organism in Eukaryota, Fungi, Ascomycota, Sordariomycetes, Glomerellales, Glomerellaceae. Gene Ontology annotation, biological process: ubiquitin-dependent protein catabolic process; DNA damage response; protein ubiquitination. The transcript is spliced from 3 exons. Gene Ontology annotation, cellular component: Cul4-RING E3 ubiquitin ligase complex. Bases 1 to 2388 code for a protein of 795 amino acids. Gene Ontology annotation, molecular function: ubiquitin protein ligase binding.
AUGUCGACCAAGAUGAAGGGCAAGCUCCCCGAGGUCAUUGACCUCACCCAAUCCAACUCGUACAAGCCGUACACGGGCGCGAAGAAGCUGGUCAUCAAGAACCUGAGGCCGACGGCAAAGAACGAGCAGUUGGAGCAAUACUAUAAAAGGACAGAGCAGGAACUACUCGAUGCUCUGCAAGACAUUUUCAACGGGCGCAAGCCGCAGUUGCCUUUGGAGAGGCUGUAUCGAGCAGUCGAGGACAUCUGUAGGCGCGGGAACAGCAAUGAUUUGCAGCUCUACGAAACACUACGCAGGAAAUGCGAGGAGCAUCUCACCGGCACUGUGCUGCGAUCUAUCAAGGCUCAUGGUGGAAACACGAACGUUGAAAUGCUGCGGAGCGUUCUCAAGCAUUGGCGAGUGUGGAACGGCCAAAUUAUGACGAUACGAUCUACAUUCAGCUGGCUUGACCGCACAUUCGUGCUGAAAAACAAGAACCUCACUUCAAUUAACGACAUGACAAUUACUCAGUUUAGAAGGAUGACGUUCCCGUCGCGAGAAGAUGCCGACGGCCCAUCACCAGGUGGGCGGGCGCUACGGGGCAUGUACGACUUGAUUUCUUACGACCGGACUGGUGACGAACGGUUUGACGCUACCCUACUGAAAGAAUCCGUCAUGAUGCUCCACGUCUUCAAUAUCUACACGAAGCUAUUCGAACCCCGCUUCAUAGACAGCUCAGCCGAAUAUUUCCAAGACUUUGCGGAGGAACGAAGCUCAUCGAGUCUGAAAGAGUACAUCCUUGCAUGUGAAAGACUCCUUAAGAGGGAAGACUACAGAUGCAAUGAGUACAAUCUCGAUUCCACCACAAAGAAACAACUACUCGAUGCCGCUCACGGUAUUCUAGUCAACAACUACUCCGAUAAGCUAUUGAACAACGAGAGUCUCUCGAAAUUAUUGGCUGAAAACGAGGUCGAGUCUAUGAAGGCGCUCUAUGAGCUGUUGAGACUAUCGGGUAUUCAGAAGAAGCUGAGGGCCCCAUGGAGCGCGUAUAUCAAGAAGACCGGAGCAGCCAUUGUGGCCGACAAGGAACAUGGCGACGAGAUGGUACGGAGGUUACUUGAGCUGAAGAGGUCGCUCAGCCUGAUCAUUCGGGAUUCCUAUGGAGGCGACUCAGACUUCCUGAAUGAGCUCAAGAAUGCCUUUGGCGAAUUCAUGAACGACCGCACAAUCGAAAAGACGUGGACAUCAGGAACGUCCAAGGUUGGAGAAAUGAUUGCGAAGUAUAUCGACAUGCUGCUUCGUGGCGGUCUGAAGGCACUGCCCAAGGCGUUGUUGUCAGAUAACAAGGACCGCGCUGCGGCAGAACAGAGUGGCCAAGCCAGCACUGGAGACGAAGAUGCGGAGCUUGAUCGACAACUGGACCAGGCCUUAGAGCUGUUUCGAUUUAUUGAAGGCAAAGAUGCCUUCGAAGCGUUCUACAAGAAGGAUCUGGCCCGUCGCCUGCUCAUGGGUAGGAGUGCCAGUCAGGAUGCCGAGAGAAACAUGCUCAGGAAACUGAGGGAAGAGUGCGGUACCAACUUCACACAUAAUCUGGAGCAAAUGUUCAAGGAUGUCGAGGUGGCCAAGGAGGAAAUGGAGACGUACAAGCAGUGGUCAGAAGGCACUGGCGCGGGCAAGGCUCCAAUAGACCUGUCCGUCAUGAUUCUGUCCGCGGCUGCUUGGCCAACGUACCCCGACGUAAGGGUUAAUCUGCCAGACGAUGUUGCCAAGCAGAUCGAGCGUUUCGAUCAAUACUACAAGAACAAGCAUACUGGCAGGCUUCUCCACUGGAAGCAUGCAUUGGCGCACUGCAGCGUCAAGGCGAAGUUCCCUAAGGGUACCAAAGAGUUGCUCGUCAGUGCAUACCAAGCCAUUGUUCUUGUUCUGUUCAAUGAGGUUGGACUGGAUGGCUUUCUCGCAUAUGAGCAAAUCGCGCGCUCCACAAACCUUCAAGGGGACGAGCUAGCGCGAACACUACAAUCUCUUGCCUGUGGCCAGGUCCGCGUGCUAGCCAAACAUCCCAAGGGCAAGGACAUCAACCCGACCGACACCUUCACCAUCAACAAGGCAUUUUCACACCCCAAGAUCCGAGUCAAGAUCAACCAGAUCCAGCUCAAGGAGACCAAGGAAGAGAACAAGGCGACGCACGAGCGUAUUGCACAAGACAGACGGUUUGAGACUCAGGCUGCCAUCGUCAGAAUUAUGAAGAGCCGGAAGGCGAUGAGCCAUGGUGAGUUGGUAGCCGAAGUCAUCAACAUGACCAAGAACCGCGGUGCCGUUGACGCGGCGCAGAUCAAGAAGGAGAUUGAGAACCUUAUCGACAAAGACUACCUGGAGCGCGAGGGUAACACUUAUACGUACCUGGCGUAG